Molecule: messenger RNA, 1419 nt
Organism: Dendronephthya gigantea
Lineage: Eukaryota; Metazoa; Cnidaria; Anthozoa; Malacalcyonacea; Nephtheidae
Product: TATA-box-binding protein 1-like
Exons: 8
Coding region: 391-1122 (243 amino acids)
Biological process (GO): DNA-templated transcription initiation
Molecular function (GO): DNA binding; RNA polymerase II general transcription initiation factor activity
Source: RefSeq, a predicted model, not a curated record
CGAGUUUGCGCCGACUGAGUUCCGACGAUUAUGUAGUUCGCAAAAUUUGGAGAAAAAGCAGAAAAAAUGGUUACAACCAGAGUUAUUGACCUCGAAUACUGGUGGUGAUAGAGGAAGAAUUUCAAUCUGGGGGAAAAAGAGCGAAAACUACUGCUGUGAAAAUAGUGAAAUUCAAGGAAACCUAUUUCCGGCUCUUUACGAAGCUGUGAGAUCGAGGAAUCCCGGCAACAACCGUGAAUCACGUGAACAUGAACGUAAACACGUGAUAGGAACCCAAUAUAAAAGCCGCCGCUGAAGUCGUUCGUCUUCGAAAACAAAUAAUUUUUUGAGUUGUUUUACUGUUUAAAAGCGAAAUUUUUACUUGUAGGAUAAAAUAUUUGUUAGGUCAACAUGGAGCGUAUGGACCAAGGAGAUGAUGACAGCCCUAGUGUUGUCAGAAGACAGACCUCUCACUUGUACCCACCUAGUGUACAAUCAAUAUCGUCAUUUCAAAGUGGUAUGUCACCUUUCCCUCUAAACCCCAUGACCCCAGCACCGCUAACACCCCUCACACCCAUGACACCAAUGUCCGUAGAAUCAUCAGGAAUUCUACCUCAGCUACAGAACAUUGUAUCAACUGUGAAUCUAGGAUGUAAACUUGAUCUGAAAAAGAUUGCAUUACAUGCAAGAAAUGCAGAAUACAAUCCAAAGAGAUUUGCGGCAGUUAUAAUGAGGAUACGUGAUCCCAGGACAACGGCACUCAUAUUCAGUUCUGGCAAAAUGGUUUGCACAGGAGCUAAAAGUGAAGAUUUGUCCAGAUUAGCUGCAAGGAAAUAUGCCAGAGUUGUACAGAAAUUAGACUUCCCAGCAAAGUUCACAGAGUUUAAAAUCCAAAAUAUGGUCGGAAGUUGUGAUGUGAAGUUUCCAAUUCGUUUAGAAGGUCUUGUUCUGGCACAUGCGCAGUUCUCAAGCUAUGAGCCAGAGUUAUUCCCUGGUUUGAUAUAUCGUAUGGUGAAACCUCGAAUAGUUUUGCUCAUCUUUGUGUCUGGAAAAGUUGUUUUAACAGGAGCCAAAGAAAGACAAGAGAUUUACGAUGCAUUUGAGAACAUUUAUCCAAUAUUGAAAUCAUUUCGCAAAUCAUGAUAAAGGAUGUCACCAGAUUAUACCAGAAUCCACCGCACUUCAUGCGCCUGUGCGCGCAACGUGAUCUUGUGUGAUGUUUUUUGAUCAUUAGAAAGGAUCAAGUUGGGUUUAGAAAGGCAGCUUAUACCACGUUCAACCCUGCACUUAUAUGUGGAAUUCAUUUCAAGAAACGGGGGAGUUUCAGAUGAAAUGCAUUCAUCUGAUGUUGUAUUUCUGGUACACGAGAAACCAGGCGUGUUUUGAACUUUAUUGUGACUUGCAUUCUGAACCAGGCCUUCACAAAUUAAUCUAGAAUAU